Lepisosteus oculatus (spotted gar) is the source of this 4345-nucleotide messenger RNA. It is a transcript of the gene prom2, whose product is annotated as prominin 2. The record is from RefSeq and is a predicted model, not a curated record. Lineage: Eukaryota; Metazoa; Chordata; Actinopteri; Semionotiformes; Lepisosteidae. Gene Ontology annotation, molecular function: cholesterol binding. Gene Ontology annotation, cellular component: apical plasma membrane; microvillus; plasma membrane.
UUUCCCUCCUGUUCAUUCGCAGCAUUUUGGGUGAAACUGUGAGUAAGAACCUUACAUUCACACCACACAUUCUCUGGUUUCUUAGGAAAAGGACACACCUGCAAUUCACAGACAGCAGUGAGCACAGUGUCAGGAGCCUGUCCUUUGUCCCACUUCGCACCUGUGUUACUCCCUGCAGACAGAAAGGUAGUUCAGGGUGGGAAAGAACUCUGAAUAAAGUCAGAAUGGAAUGCUUUUCAGAGACAUGAGCAUCUGAUGAAAUAAUGGCAGUUUCUAUGAAACUGCAUGAUGCUGCACUCUCCUGUAUGUGACUGUUCAGGACCAGAAGCACCCUGCAGGUGUGGUAGAGUGGGGCCAUGCUGUGGUUGUGACUUGGCACCUCCAAACUAAGGCAGUACAGUGUGGAAUGGCUGCCUCUCCACUGAGCUCAGGGAGGCGGGAAGGCCUGCUUCUCCUGGUCCAGCUGGCUGUUUUGCUCCUGGGGUUCUGCAGCGGUCAGAACGUGUCCAAUGCCUGCUCAACCGGUCAGCUCACCCUGCGAUGGCUCAACAGCACUGGGCAGGUGCCUGCCCCAAGCGCCGACUCCAUCUUGGGGAUCCCCUCGAAUUUUGUCCAUUCCUUCCUCAACCUUGUCCAACCGAACCCUUUCCCAAAAGAACUGCUGAUCACAGUAAUACAAGAUCCCAAUUCUUUCACAAGCAAAGAUUCCAACACAAUACAAAAGGUGCUCAAGUACGAAACCGGCUUCCUGGUGUGCAUAGCGAUCGGGAUCCUCUAUAUCCUCUUCGUGCCCCUCGUCGGAUUUUGCUUCGCCUCCUGCCGUUGCUGUGGAAACUGUGGUGGCAGGAUGUACCAAAAACAGGACAAGAGCAUAAACUAUCAGCGCCGGGGGCUUUAUGGGGCAACAGUGGUGAUAACGGCCGUCAUACUGGCUGGGAACACCUGCAUGUUCUUCAGCAAUGACAGGUUUACAGUGAGUGUCAAUAACAGUCUGUGGUUCUUCAACAAUACCUUGGACAACCUGGAGACCUUUCUGAACAGUGUCCCUGAGCAAGUCUCCACAGUGGUGAAUGACAGCUCUGUGCCCUUGAAUAAAGUCAACAACAGCCUGGUUGACAUUGGGCCCUUGCUGGGGAGGAGCAUUCAGAGGGCCGUGGAGGGUCGCUUGAUCCCAGUGCUGCAUUCUGUCCUCAAUUUAUCCCAAGAGGUGAACGAUACCAGGGGCACUGUCGCACACCUGAACGCCACGCUGCCGUACCUCCAGAAGAGGCAGGAGGAGCUGCAGGCGAACCUGACCGAUCUGGCCUCACGCAUCCGGACAACCCUGCAGAAGAAAGAGUGUCUCAACUGCAGCAGGUUGGAGUCCACUGUGGAAAAGAUCAACAUUCAGAUGAACUUCAGUGGGACGUCUCAGCUGAAUGAGCUGCAGUCUGCCUUAAAGAGGGCUGCUGAGGCUGAUCUGAGCUCCACAAUAGAGAAGGCACAGCAGUUCCUGGGCAGUAUUCCCCAGAGAGUGGCCAACGAGAGCAGGAAUGUAGUGAGAGAUGUACAGAAACAGCUCCAAGAUGUUGAAAAUCAAGUUUCACAGGUCUCUUUAGAGAACCUGAAUCAACUGGUUCAAAUUUCUACAAACCUGCAGUCAGUGAAGAAUAAAGCUAACACCUACUUUCCAACUGUUUACAAGGCAGACAAAUACAGGUGGAUUGUGGGCCUGGUUCUGUGCUGUGUGGUUCUGUUGGUGGUGGUGUGUAACAUCCUGGGUCUCCUGCUUGGCCCGGCAGGGCUUCGUCCCGGGGUCGACCCCACCAAACGCUCAGGGACAGCCAACUGUGGGGGCAUCUUCUUCAUGAUUGGUGUUGGAUUCAGUUUCCUCUUCUCCUGGCUGUUCAUGCUGCUGGUUCUCAUCCUUUUCCUGCUGGGAGGCAACGUCUACACGCUGGUGUGUAAGCCUUGGCAGAGCCAGGAGCUUCUCCAGGUAAUCGACACACCUAACCUGAUCCCAGGAUUCAACCUGUCAGAAGCACUACAACUGAAGACCAACCUGAAUAUAUCACAGGUGUACAAGGACUGUAAGAACAACAUGCCCCUGUGGACCACACUACACCUGAAACAGGUAAUCAAUCUGGACCUUCUGAACAUCUCCAAGUACCGUGCAGAAAUUGAGGAAAGCUUUGGAAAGACCAGCUUCACUCCUCCACAGAUCACCCUGCUGGGCUCGGACUCCCGCAGGCAGCUGGAGGAGUUUUCCAAUAUGUCAAAGGCCAUCAACCUCACCAACCUUACACAGCAGAUUAAUUACUUCUCCAUUGAGGAUCUGAACUCUACGGCACAAGAUUUGGACAGCCUAGCCAACACAAUGGCCAAUCCAGGAGUGAAGAAUGAGCUUCUCUCAGAGGCAGCCGCACUGCGGAGGCUGAGUGCUUGGACACUGAUCCAGAUCAUGCUGGAACUGUCAGAUCUGAACUACACUGUCCAGCAGUUAAGCGUCACCACUUCACAGAUUCCCGGAGUGGUCAAUAAUGUCCUGGUACAGGUUGAUGAGGCUCAAAACUUCAUAAAUACCAACACUUCAGAAAUCGCCAAGACAGAAAGUGAAAAAUUCCUGGAUUGUCAGAUGGGAUACUUUGAGACAUACACAGACUGGGCCCGACAAACAAUCACUCAGGACGUGGGUCGUUGUGGACCUGUGGCUGGUGCUGUGGACACAGCGGAGGACUUGAUCUGUGCUUACCUAGUGGACUGUCUGAAUGCCUUCUGGUUCAGCAUGGGAUGGUGCAUGGCCUUCCUCAUUCCCAGCAUCAUUCUGUCAGUCAAGCUGGCCAAGUUCUACAGGAGGAUGAAGAGCACAGAUGUCUAUGAGAAUCACAUAAAUAUGACACACAUCUCACCAUAUCCCGAUCCAUGGGUGGAUGUGAAGAGAUAGUGUUGGGGAACAAGCAGUGACAGAGGGCAGACAUCAUCUUGGAUCCCCAGGAGCUAACCCCCACCAUCACCUUCCUAUGUAGACACUCACAGGUUUCAUCAAGUAUAACAUCUGCCUUCCUACACCAACAGCAGUGGGGCAGCAGUGUGGAGUCAGGGCUCCCAGCAUUUAACUGGAGGAUUGUGGGUUCAAGUCCAGGUGGGACACUGCUUUUGUACCCUUGACCAAGGUACUUUCUGCAGAGAAAUGACUUGCUGUAUAAAUUGGUAUUAAUGCAAGUUGCUUUGUAAAUGUAGAACUGUCCACUGAAUACUUCAGUAAUGUUAAAAGAAACUACAGCUCAGGAAUGUCGCUGCUUGUGUGAUGGAUGUCUCAUUUCAAAUCCUCCCUGCCUCUGCUUGGCAACAUAAUAUACAGUGUUUUUUUUCACUUUCCACUCCACGGUCAGGAAUUGAGAGUGAAGAGAGCUGAACCUGAUUCCCCCUCUCCUUGUGAACGUGCCUGUGUCACAUCAGUGCGACAGCACAGUGUCUCUGGUUUCACUGGCGCAUGGCUCGCUACUGUUGUGUGCUUCUCAUUUGCUUGUAUUUAUCCCAACCUACAUGUGUUGAUCCUUGUGAGUGUGUGAGGAUCUCUUUUGUGAAAAUACUGCAUAUAUUACACAGUCCUCGAAUACAGUACAUAGACCAAAGAGCCCUAUAAAACCAUUUUGGUGUCUUGUCAUAUGCUAGAUGUCUGUAAGUAAAGAGUAAAGUGCAGUAUUUGACAGAUUGAUGCGUGGCUCCGUAUUGUAACAAAACUGUGAUGAAAGAGCAUGAAACUGAUUUUUUAUGACAGGAGCAGUGGAAAACCCCAACUCCCCAAUCAACAUUACGUUCAUUGCCAACUUCAUUGGCAGCAGGGAUGUAAUACUUAGAAAGCUGCAUUGCACUUUGAGAAAAGAAAAUGAUCUUUGUUACAGGAAACGAAGUUUGGAUACGCUUCUGUUUUGGAGUGCCUCAAAAAGCAGGGCUGUUACACGCAGUCUUUUCUGCAUCCUGGGCGUCUGGCCCCCCAUUCAGACUGAUCCGGUUCUGUGAUUAAUAUUCACACCUUGCCUGGGCCGUGGGCUUGCAGGCUGCGGUGAACUGUCCCCUGAGGUUCUGUACCUGAAAGACUGGCCACACAGGGUCAUCGAAAGAUAAACAGGCUUCAGUGGAAUAACAGUACAAGAACAGGUCUAGAUAAAGCUAGAUCUCAAGAUGGACACCAGGUUAAAACAAGAAUGUAUUUAUUGAGUGUUAAAAUAUUUGCUGAACCAAUCUUCGUUCUUAGCUACUGUAAGGCAGCAUGACAAUGUAAUAGUCUCCUGCAAAAAAACAAUCAAUUUAAUAAUUAAUAGUAAUUGCUUACACUUAUAUAGCGCUUUUCUGGACACUCCAC